This is a messenger RNA of Alternaria metachromatica, 930 nucleotides long. RefSeq lists its product as uncharacterized. Bases 1 to 930 code for a protein of 309 amino acids. The record is from RefSeq and is a predicted model, not a curated record. The transcript has 2 exons. Lineage: Eukaryota; Fungi; Ascomycota; Dothideomycetes; Pleosporales; Pleosporaceae.
AUGGCGCUCAAACACCUACUCAACGACGACGAUGUCGACAACUUUCACCACGAGAGGCACAGUCCGCAGCUGAACUGGUUCCAGCAAGAUUCCUUGGAUCAGUAUGCGACAGACGCUAGGAUCGGGCGCGAGACUGAUGAUCGUAGUUUUACGGCGGCUCUACCAACUCAAUCUUGGGAUCAAUACGUGGACGAACUGCUUGGGUCACAGGACGUACAAUGCGACCCACUACUGGAUGGAAUCGACAUUAACGGCUCUUUUCAAGAGACGAGUCGCGAUAUUGAAGACUGGACGACUGGGCAAGCGCAGCAUGAGUCCACUGAGGAGCAGACUCUAGCUGAGCAGGAACAUAUCUGUUAUGGCAUGCUCAACAACAUCGCAUCAUCCCCGAUCACAGGCCAUGCGCGAAUGGUGAUCAUCAAACCCGAAGCCCAAUUCGUUGUCGCUUUCCCCGAAGGAGGUGUCGUAGGGGAUGUGAACGCCCAGUUAGACGGAGCGUUAACGAGCAUCGCAGAACAAGGCUAUGAGAUCGAUCUGGAGGUCUUCGCGCCAACGGUGGUCAUCCAGGAGACCAUAGGCCGCGCCACGAAGGACAAAGAAGCCGUGGUAAGGGUACAGAUAAAUGUGUACGGCCCAUCGACAGCCGCUUGCGACAUCGGCAAGGAGUUGUCGCAGCAAAAGAUCUACCUGCAACGCCCUGUGUACAUACGAGAUGGUUAUCGAUACGAGAAUCCCCAUAUUCUCACCCUCCCUGGCUUUCAAGGCUCGACACCUGAGAUACCAACCAUGACAGAAGAACCUUUACCUGACAAGGUCGGUCUGCAGACAUUGAGAAGCACCCUCCAAAAUGUGUAUUCCUCUUUGACGCGAGAUCGCAAUUUGCACGGGUUAGAGGGUGACGAGCGCCUCAACACCGAUCUUUUGUUGUAA